AUGUCGCCCCGCAAGCCGAAGCCGCAACAUCACAAGAUCAAGUCCGAGUCCAGUCGCAAGGAAAGUCUCUCAAGCCCUUCCAGCCUUACGAGCAUCAGCCAAAGCACAUCAUCCUCUUCCGGCAGCGCCUCCGACGACAACCCUCCCGACACCGACCCCUACAGGACGCACGAUCUGUGGGAGCAAGUCGCCGCGGUCAAUCCCACCGACCUCAUCGUUGCGCCCAAGCCUCCGACCGCCCCGAAAGCUCCCUCCGACCCCAAAGCUCCUUCCACCAUGAGCAAGCCACUCUCACCCGACACGACCGACAUGCUCGGCACCCCCGAGUUCGAAGCCAUCCUCGCACUGCGCGGCAUCAAGGUCCUCGACGACGUCCGCGUAGCCAAGACGCAGGACGUCUGGCAGCACUUUGGAACCAGUCUUCCCGACGCCUUCCACGGCAACGAGCCCGCCUACUACAAGAACCUGCCGGGCGUACAGGCCGAGCGGAUCUGGCUCACAACGGACGACAAGACCGUCCAGGCCAUCGUGGACGAGUGGGCUGCCUUGCGCGAGCUCAACGCCUCUGAGCACGGCGUCGCCGUCUACGAACACCUCUUGAAGCGCGAGUGCCGCCGCCCUGUCUCUGGAUCCGGCACCAACACCAAGGACACGGGCUUCGUCCCCGAGCGCGCCAUCAUGCACGCCAUCGCGCCCAAGUCCAAGGAGCCCUGGCACGCGCCGCCGCUGCUGGACACCGACGACGCCGUGACGCCCGACACCGCCGCCGCAGCGGCCCUCUUCGACAUCCGCCCAGGCGCGACGUACUUCCUGUCGCCAUCCGCGUUCGACGCGCGCACCUGGGCUGCCGCCGCCGACUACAUCCACCUGGCGCCGCCGCAGCAGCUGCUCGCGCCGUACUUCACCGUCUCCCACGCCGCCGUCUCCGCGCCAACCGCCCACCUCACUGCCGCCCACACCAUCGCCCUCGCCGCCGCCAUCGCGCUCUACAACCGCUUCCGCCUCCAUCGCAAGCGCCUCCAGAUCCGCCAGGAAGUGCACGUGGAUGCCCACGCCCUCCGCCACUACGGCCUCAGCGUCGCCGGCGCCGACUACGCCGUCUGGUGCGCGCGCGUGCGCGUCUCGCCUGGUGGCGACUGGGAGGGCUGUACGGUGCGGCGGGUUGCGCGCGGGAGUAUGCUGCUGCACGAGCAGGUGCGGGAGUGCGUUCGGUGGGUCGAUGAGGUGCAUCGUUGGGGUUUGGGCGUGUGGGCUGAGGGCGUGAGAGAGGAUGCUGGGGUUUGUGUUGGUAGGGGACGGGGUGGUGUGGGUGGGUGGAUUGCUGGUGGCGGUGGGGACGGGGGAGGAAAGAUCAGCCCUAGGAAGGCGGGUGCUGAGAGGGAGAAAGACAGAGACAGAGAGCGUGACCGCGAGAAGGAGCGAGAGAAGCGCGGACGUGGCACGAACACCACGAGCGGGGAGGAGGAGCGAGGCCGUCCCGUCAAGCGCAGAGAGGUUGGCGCGAAGUGA
Aplosporella prunicola CBS 121167 is the source of this 1509-nucleotide messenger RNA. RefSeq lists its product as uncharacterized. Lineage: Eukaryota; Fungi; Ascomycota; Dothideomycetes; Botryosphaeriales; Aplosporellaceae. The transcript has a single exon. Bases 1 to 1509 code for a protein of 502 amino acids. The record is from RefSeq and is a predicted model, not a curated record.